AUACGGCUACGGCAAAAGCUGCGAAAAACCGAAAACGCGCUGAGUAGAAGAAGGGAGUGGUAUGUCAGUCAGUAACUGACGCACACAGCACAGCGGCACAGCAAAAAACGAGUCCAUCUAUAUAUUUUGAAAACAAUAUUAUUAACUACACAAAAUGUAAUAUAAAUUCGCUAAAAAUUCCCAAAAAAAAAAUGCAAGCUGAAAAAUAAUAUUAUAAAGUGCAACAGCAAAUGCGCGAGAGAGGAAACAACAACAACAACAACAAAAGAACUUUGAUAAAUGCACGGGAACGGCAAACGCAACAACGAAAGCAAUACCUUUAACAGUUUCAAAGUGAUUUUGGCAAACGGCGAAAGAAAAGUGAUAUAAAUCAACAAACGAGAAACGAAACUGCAGAUGUUAUAGGGUGGCUAGUUGAGGUGCCAGUUGGCAGUGUGCUGAGGGCCAGUGCGGCAGCCUGAGCCACAGCCAAAGAUAGCAACAGAACAGAAACCGAACCGAACCGAAAAAAGAAGGAAUCGAAGGUGGAGUUGAAGACGAAGUCGAAGUCGGUAAUUGCGAGCCAGAAUCAAGAUCAAGGAUGCCCGCUAGCCGCAACCGGCACAGGAACGGGCACAAUACAGCAGCAGCAGCAGCAGAAGUAGAGUUAGAGCAAGCAAUAGAGUUCGAGAGAGAGAUAGAAGUAGUAGAAGACGUAGAAGUAGUUGUUGUUGUGGAGGAGGAAGGAUCUGCGGAAGUAGCGCUACUCACAAGGCAGCUCAUGUCAAUGUCGAAGUCAAAGUCGGAGUCAAAGUGAAAGCAUUUUACUGCAGACGACACUGGAGUCGAUGUGAAAGAAGGUUGUGCUAUAUCUAAAUAGUAAAUAAAGUAAAGUAAAGUAAAGUAAAGUAAAUAAAUAAUAAAUAACAAAACAUAAACAUAAGCAACAAAAGCAUAAAUACAAAUACAAAAUACAAAUACAAAUUCAACAAAGCAAAAAAGCAAACAAAGAGCAACAAAAGCCCAAAGGGUACAUGAUAUAAUAUAUACAAACAUACACACACACCCACACCCACACACACAUUGCAUAUAUAUAUAGUAGAUAUAUGUAUGAUGUAAGGCAUCUGGCAUCUACAGUCAUAAGUAGUUUAUAAAAUUUUAUCGAACGGUCCAAAACUGGCAAGUGGCAAAAGUGUGAGCGCGUAGCAAAAGCAAAAGCGGAGACACAAUGUCUGUGGACUUUAUACUGCCCAAUCGCAACAAGAUACAAACGAUUGCCUAUGCGAGCAAGAAGUAUGCGACGACGGCUGCCACAGAACUCCAGAGCUGGCGACGUCCCAAGCCAAAGCCAAAGGCGGUGGCGAAGCCUCGAGGUGGACACCAGCAGCAGCAACAUCAGCAGCAUCAUCAACAUCUUCAGCCACAGCCACAGCAACAUCAUCAACAGCAACAGCAGACAACACUGCGCAAACUGAGAGCAGCGCCCAACUGCAACAAUUCGAACAAUUUCAAUCCCCAUUCAAAUGCGAAUCCUCAUGAGGAUGGCAAGUCCUCGGUGCUGCGGAAUGCCAAUAACAAUAACAGUAACAGUAACAAUGGCCAUGCCAAGAUGACGACGCUCAAGUCUAGCCCCAAGCCGAAGGAGACCAAGCGAAACGGAAGAGCUGCGCUCAAGCGUGAGAUAAUCGAGCUGGACGACGACGACAACAACGACAACAACGAUGUCGAAGAUGAUGAGGACAAUGUCCAUAACGAUGAUGCUGUCGAAGAUGCUGAUGAUGACGACGAAGAUGAUGAUGAUGUGGGUACGCCACCUGACGAACAAUUGGAAUGGUCGGCAGCACAAUCGCUGGUGCAAAUGAACUCCAAGCAGGAGAAACAGCGACGUCUGGGAGCAGUCAUAACAGCAACAGGAGCAGCAGCAGCUGGAGCAACAGCAGCAACAGGAGCAACAGCAGGAGUUGGAGGAACAACCACAGCAGUAUCAGCAGCCGCAGUAUCUAUGCGCCGUCCAGUGGCCUUUGGUCGCGCCCCAGCCGAGGAUGGCAAGGUGAUCUUCUAUGCGCCGCCAGCGAAUGCAAAUGGCGCUGCCCGUCAACCGCAGCCCAUCACAAUCAAACGCGAGAGGGAGCAACAGGUGGUUGCAGCUGCUUCGCCUUCGUCGUCGGCCAUCUACAGGGGACGCAGCGUGGAGGAGACGGAGGCGGCACAUGAUUUGUUGUCGCUGUCGCAGAGCUUGCCACCGCUGAUUCCACCCUGUGUGGUGACCAUUAUGAAGCAGGAGGUGGCACACAAGUCGCAGCCGGAGCAUUUGCCCAUCAUGCAGGAGAUCUCGAAUACUUCCAAGUCCGUGGUGCAGUCGCCGCAAUCGCCGUUGCAGUAUCACGGCAGCAGCGGGGUUAGCUCGAAUAUCAGAUUCAUUGGCAGCAGCUCAUACGACAUGUUGCACAAUGCGCCGGAGGCAUCGAACAAUUGCUCGCCCUUGACGCCGCCCAACUCCGAUCACAGCUCCGAUGUGGACAUCGAUAUGUCCUCAUCCUCUGAAUCCGGCCAACUGCAUUGGAACAACAAACAGCCGUCGUCGUCAUCGUCGGGGCAGCAACAGCAACGUGCCUCCGCCCUUAAGAUGUGUCUCAACAUGCUCGAUGGCCGCACCAAGGCCAGCAAGGCGGCCAGCAAGGACAAAGAGCACCAGCAGCGACCCAAAAGCAUCAGCAGCCAAAGCAGCUCCAUUGCCGUGGCCAGCGAUUCGUCCAACAGCGCAGCAAGUGGCGCCGCAGCUGCCGGCAAUGUUGCCACCGCAGGUGGGGGCAGCAAUGUGGCCACCGCGGGCAGCGGCGAGAACUAUGCGAAACGCAAGCGCGGCUGCUACAAGUGCACCGAGUGCGGCAAGCAGUAUGCCACAUCGAGCAACCUGUCGCGCCACAAGCAGACGCAUCGUUCGCUCGACUCGCAGUCGGCCAAGAAGUGCACCACAUGUGGCAAGGCCUACGUCUCGAUGCCUGCGCUGGCGAUGCAUCUACUUACGCACAAACUAUCGCACAGCUGCGACAUCUGUGGCAAGCUCUUCUCGCGUCCCUGGCUGCUCCAAGGUCACCUCCGUUCGCACACCGGCGAGAAGCCCUACGCUUGUGUCCACUGUGGCAAAGCAUUUGCGGAUCGUUCCAAUCUGCGGGCGCAUAUGCAAACGCAUUCGGGAGACAAGAACUUCAAGUGCCAUCGCUGCAACAAGACAUUUGCGCUCAAAUCGUAUCUGAACAAGCAUCUGGAGUCGGCUUGUUUGCGGGAUGCGGGCGCAAUAUCGUUGGGCAAGAGUGUGGAUGGGGAUCAUGAUGAGCCCGAUGAUGAUGAUGAGCUGAUGAAGCAUGAUAACGAACAGGAUGAGCUGGAGGCAGAUGAAAUGGACAGCGAUGAGAACAGUCAGGAUAUUGUGGUAGCUUAAAACAUCCACACAUAUUAUAUUAACAACUAAACCAAAAAAAAAGAGAGAAUCUAAUAUCCUACAACUAACCUUACCUAAUCUUAAACGAAAACAACUUUAUACCAAAUUCCUAGAAGCAAUACUCGAGCACCCUUAUAUCGAAUCGAAUUAAGCAAAUGUUUACGAAGAAACCAAUUCUCAAAUCAAUGCAAUGCGAAUCAGUCGAACUAGCCGCUUAUAUAGUUUGAGUAUGAGUAUGAGUAUGAAAAGUAGUGUUUGAGCAUGAGAUGGAACCCUUAGGAUGGAGAUGCAAUAUAAUAUAAUAAAUGAUGAUGCCAUGGAUCUCAAGUCAAUAGCAUAAUUUCCAUAUACACUAUAUAGUAUAUGCAUAUACUUACUUAACUUACUUAUUAUCAGUAUCAUGAUCAUUCUAUUUAUUAUACAUAUAGUACUAUGUAUAUCUUUAUGAUUAUACUGAAUCUAUUUCCGGUUUGGGUACAAUAGCCGAAUGAGCAAUACAACAUUCACCAAAAAGAAAACAAAAAUGAAAAAGAAAAAACAACGUUGGGCAUUUUUAUUGAAUGAACAGGAACAAAGAGCAAAACAAAAGGUUUAAAAGGAAAUCCAAAAUGUAACUUAUAGUAAAAAUCUGACACAACGAAUAUUAUGGAACAUAAGUAGAAAUUCUAUAUAUAUAUACAAAUCACAGAUCAAAUAAGAAGCAUAUAUACAAGUCAACAACAAGCAGCAGCAGCAGCUAUAGCAAAAGAGUAAAUGCAGAAAAAAAGCAAAUUAUAUAUACAUAUAUAUAUAUAUAUAUAUAUAGCAUAUACUUAUCUAUAUGAGAAAAACAUAUUGAGUACAUAGCGAGCAGAACCAAUUUGCAUGUUUUUUUGGGUAACAAAUACUUACUUUAAGGCAUCGUUUUUAGGGCUCUAGAGAUUUAUAUAGGUACAGGGUGACUAUAUAACAUAUACUACUUAACUAGCUAAAAAAAAGAAAACUAAAAACUAGACCGAGUAUUGUGCAAAGGAGAAUCCUUUCAAUCCAGCCAGACAGCCAGUCGAAAGUUUUUGGAGAUUCAUCAUCGUUGAAAGCGUUUUUGCCAAUACUCGUGCUUAUAUAGGCAAAAUAUAAUGAAAAUAAUAAUAAUAAUGAAAGAAAAAAGCUCAUUUCGAAUCUUAGCAACUAAUCAACUAGUGGACUUUUUAGCACUUCCUGUAACUCUCUCUCGCUCUUAGUCUUUUGAAUAUUUACUUAAUGCAAAAACCAAAAAACACUUACAAACAAGGCAUCAACGAGUUCGGUAGGCCAACAGCAAACAGAUUAGCAAUUGAAAUUGAUAUUGAAAUUGAAUAAUACUCACCACAAUUUUAAAAACAAACAAAAACAGCAAAUGCAACUUUACAUUCUUAACCCCUAUUUAAGAUGAAUAACUUCCAUAAUAUGCUCUAACUCGGAUAAACAAAAAACUACUUCAAUUACUUAGAAAUGAUUAAAAUUAAUGAGAAUACAAUUUAGAAACAUAUCACAAGGACAAUACUUAAACAUUAAUACAUUCAAAUUUAAUAUAAAACAAAACGAAACAAAACAAAAAAUGGAAUCAAUUAAGAACAUUGACAAACACACACACAUUCUCAUACAACAAAAAGAUAGCAAUUUGCAACAUAGUUAUUUUAUUACUAGACUUAGCUUAUGUACAUAUUUAAUCCAGAUUAUAAAAUAAUUUUAUACAAAACCAAAAAACCAAACAAACAAAUCCCAAAAUUAUAGCUUAAACUUUGGCAAAAGUCGAAGUUCAAUAUUCCGUGCAAAUGUCAGAUAAACUAUAUAUAUAUCCAUUUGGACGGAAUUAUGCCCAAAAUAAUUUGGGAUCGGCAUCAAGAGAAGAAGAUGAUGCGAAGAAGAGAUGUAGAGGAAGAUGGAGGAGAAGGAGGAGGAAGAGGAGAUGUAGAUGAAGCACUUGUAAAACAAAAUGAUAACUAAAAGCAAUUCCAAAAGUAAGUGACAUAGUUUUAAAAAUCGUAACUCUAUAUAAAAUUACAAAAACAAAACAAAAUAGUAUAUAUAAUAUAUAUACAAGAAAACAUGUAUUUAUUUUACGCGUAGUUUUUAUUCUGAAAAAAAAAAACAAAAAACAAACCAUAAGCAAGCGAAGGCCGAUGAAGAUGUAAACAAAUCUAAAAAGCAAAAACAAUUUAAUUAAAUUGUCAAUUAAAAUUAUUUCAUAAUUUAAGAAUUAAUGAAAGCUGACGCUGAUAGAGGUUAUUUUUUAAUGCAUAUAUAAAUAAAUAUAUAUAUAGAAGUAUAUAUAUUUAAAAACAACAACAAAAAAGAGGCAGUUUUAUAUCAAAAUUAAGCAUAGUAAAUGGAAGAAGAAAGAAGCGAACACAAACAAAAACAUUGAAAACAAUUCGAACUUAAUUAUACAACGAGAAAAAAGAAAACAAACAAACAAACAACAAAAACCAUAUAUUAAUUAUUAACUUCGGAGGUACAUGGACAGGCACACACAUACACACAUAGACAAACACACACACAGACACAUCCAAACAGACACAAAAUUUUAUAGCAAUAAAAGGAAAAAAAAGGAAUUAUUAUAAAUAUGGUAUAGAUACAUACACAUACAAUUACAAGUACAUUUGCCAUAUGCCGUAUUAAAUAGUAAACAGAAAAAAAGUAAAUGAAAAAUGAGCAAAAAAAAUGAGAUUAGAAUUUAGACCACAGUGCUAUGUGCAAUUGUUUAUAGGGCCAUAGUUCGAAAUCGUGUUUAUGCAUGGCUUUAUUGAUGAUUAUUGAUAGCGUUUUAAAUAGCAUUAAAUGCCUAUAUAUACAUACAUACAUAUAUACAUAAAUAAAUUAAUAAAAAACCAAAAAAAAAAAACAAGUAAAUAAAUAAAUUCCAUUGAACAGUAGUGGUAACAAUUAUGUGAUUUGCAAUUUUACAUUCAAAAUAUAUACAUACAUACAUAUAUAUACAUAUAAACAAAACAAAACAAAAACAAUUACGAACAAACAAACAAAAAAUAUAUUGUAUAUUAAGGCAAGCGUUUAAUUGAUUCAUUUACAAGUUAGAUUUAUUUAUACAUAUUAUAACAAACAAAAAAAAAAUUAAGAUAAAAUACAAAAAAAAAAUGCAAACAAAAUAUUUUUACACAGAAGCUUUGUUUUUAGACAUACAUACGACAAGUUAAUCCUCCCCCUUAGAGUCCCACGAUUCGACCAGAAAAAAACCCCCAAGAGAAGUGUGCACUUAUCCCUCAAACCCUGAAAGCCCCUGCCCCCGCCCCAGAAUUCAUUUCCAACAGACAGAUUGGUUGGAAAAAUCCAUGCAGAAUGAGAUCAAGUUCAAUGACACCAAUUAACUUUUAAUUAUUAUACAAAAUGAGAUAUUUUAUAAUGGACAAAAAUAAAAAUGUAAACAACCAAAAAACGAAAAAUCGAAAAAAAAUGAAAACCAAACAAAUGAAAUGAAAACAAAAGCAAAUGCAAAAAGAUGAUUAAGUGAAGUGAAGGUAUAUAACGUAAAGAUAUUAAUUUAUAUAUUCAUAUAUUAGAGAUGCAAAAAGACUUGAACAGUUAUAUAUACAUUUAAAUUGCAAUAUAUUGUAAACUUCAUUAAAACGGAUAUAUACACACACAUAUACAUAUACUACCACUUACACGCAUACCUACUCUAUAUAUGCUUACAGUUAUGAUGAACAACCGUACAUACAUACAUACAUUCAUACAUAUAUACAUUCUAGUAUAUAAAAUACCACAAACAAAAAAAAAGGAAGAAAGAAAAACAAAAACACGUAGCUAUGUCAACUUUGUCAACUCUUUUCAAUGAAAACGAACGACGACAGGCAGACAUUCAGACAGGCAAUGACAACCCUAUAAGUUAUCGCAACUACAAUUUUGCGCAGCAACUGUACUGUGUACUAGCAUAUAUUUAUGAUGAUGACGAUGAUGAUGAUGAAUGAAUACUCUCUUAUGUAGAUCCACAGCGAUUUUAAUGCAAUGCAUUUUUCUCUUAACUUACAUACGUACUUACUUAGCAUUCGUUCUUGUUCGAUUUAUCGAUUUAUCGAUCGACUUUUAGUUAGAUAAUGUUUUUCCUCUACAAUGUGGGAAUGUGCAAGCAAUUAAAUAGUUUCAGCUUUUGUAGGAAUUUAAAACGAAAACACAUAAUAACAAAUAAAAAUAUAUACAUAUACAUACAAGUAUAAUAAACAAAUUACUAAACGAAAAUCAACAUAAUAAUCAACUAACACACACAUAUACACAGAAACUCAAAAUGUAUCUAGAUGACUCGAAAUUAGCAAUUGCCCAAAGUAUUCUACAAUCUAAAUACACUCACACAGAAUCGAUCAUACUUUGAGCUAUCGUCUUAUCGAUAUCGAUAUCGUAUACAUAAUACUGCAUAACAGACUUACAUACAUACUAUACAAUUUACAUAUACAUACAAACGUACAUUGCAUUCAUAAGCAUACUACAAUUUUUACGGCAAAUAUGUAGAGUAUACUCGUAUUACCUAUUAUAUUCCCCAAAAUGCUUAUCCAUUCUUAAAUUUAAAAUGAAUACAUAAAACGAGAAACGAAAAAACAAUGAAAAUUCACAGAACCCAUAACGGUAUAAUAGUAUAUUCAUACUACAUUACAUUACAUUACAUACAUACGAUAAUACAUGCAUACAUACGAGUAUAUAACAGAAGGAAAUGCGCAAAAAGAAAAACACGGAAAAUGCGAAAUGCAAAUGGCAUGCAAUUUAACGAAUCGCAAAUGAAAUGAAAUGAAAUGAAAUGGAGUGAAGUAAAGUAAAAUGAAAA
Messenger RNA from Drosophila sulfurigaster albostrigata, 8210 nucleotides. RefSeq names its product zinc finger protein 394. NCBI's taxonomy places the organism in Eukaryota, Metazoa, Arthropoda, Insecta, Diptera, Drosophilidae. Gene Ontology annotation, biological process: regulation of DNA-templated transcription. The transcript is spliced from 3 exons. The record is from RefSeq and is a predicted model, not a curated record. Gene Ontology annotation, molecular function: DNA-binding transcription factor activity, RNA polymerase II-specific; RNA polymerase II cis-regulatory region sequence-specific DNA binding. The coding region runs from base 1208 to 3421 and encodes 737 amino acids.